AUGAGUGAUGAUGCCCCCCCAGCGGUUCCUUCAAAAACAGAAUUUAAUAAAUAUAAAAUUGGCAAAGUGAAGAGUACGCCAGCUAUCCAACGAGAUGCAAAGACUAAUCUAACAUACAUAAAACUGAGGAAAAGAAGUAGUGAAAAAGUUUAUGGAUGCACUGUCUUCCAGAAUCAUUAUCGUGAAGAUGAAAAACUAGGCCAAGGCACGUUUGGCGAGGUUUAUAAGGGUAUUCAUUUAGAAACUCAAAGGCAGGUGGCAAUGAAGAAAAUUAUAGUUAGUGUGGAAAAAGACCUCUUUCCCAUAACAGCUCAACGAGAAAUUACCAUUUUAAAGCGCUUAGGCCACAAAAAUAUCAUCAAGCUAAUUGAAAUGGUAUAUGACCAUUCGCCAGAUACUACAAAUUCGGCAUCUAGUAGCCUGCAUAAAUCAUUUUACAUGAUCCUGCCGUAUAUGGUAGCAGAUCUCUCUGGUGUUCUGCAUAAUCCAAGAAUUAGCUUAAAAAUGUGCGAUAUCAAGAAUAUGAUGCUACAAGUAUUAGAAGGCCUAAAUUACAUUCAUUGUGCAAAAUUUAUGCAUAGGGAUAUAAAGACAGCAAACAUCUUGAUUGACCACAAUGGUAUUUUGAAGCUUGCUGAUUUUGGUUUGGCAAGACUCUAUUAUGGAUGUCCUCCGAAUUUGAAGUAUCCUGGUGGUGCAGGUUCGGGUGCCAAAUAUACAUCAGUAGUGGUAACAAGGUGGUAUAGGGCUCCAGAAUUAGUACUUGGCGAUAAACAGUAUACGACAGCAGUUGAUAUAUGGGGAGUUGGAUGCGUUUUCGCGGAAUGUUUUGAGAAAAAACCAAUCUUGCAAGGUAAAACAGAUAUCGAUCAGGGACAUUGCAUAUUCAAAUUACUAGGCACCCCUACGGAGGAAGAUUGGGCCAUGGCUAGAUGUUUGCCAGGCGCUGAACUAACAACAACUAAUUACAAAUCAACAUUAAAGGAAAGGUUUGGCCAAUUUCUAACCGAAACGGGUCUGGACUUUCUAGGACACUUAUUGGCGUUAGACCCUUAUAAAAGGUUGACCGCCAUGUCCGCUAAACAUCAUCCUUGGUUUUCUGAAGAACCUUUCCCCUCCGAGAAUAUAACAUUGCCAACUGAGGAAAGUCACGAAGCCGAUAUCAAGAGAUAUAAAGAAGAAAUGCACCAAUCGCUGUCACAAAGAGUACCUACAGCGCCAAGAGGCCACAUUGUUGAGAAGGGUGAAUCUCCUGUUGUGAAAAGCCGCGGGGCAAUCCCAAGAGGUCCAAAAAAAGACGACGCAAUUUCUGUAGCACCAUUGAGAGACAUAGCGGCUAAGCCAACUCCAUCAAAACUAGGAGAUCCAUCUCAAAAUCCGAGACCUUACCACUCUAACAAUGGAUAUUCCAAACCUGCUGUACCACCUGCUGCCCCUGCAGGAAUGAAUAGGUAUGGGGCUAUCAAUACCUCCAGAAGCAAUCGCUUUAGUGGUAAUAGUACCGGACCUAGUAGUAACAGAAAAUUUGUAAAUCGCUUUCAUCCAGAGACAGACGUCAACCCCAAGUACAUUAAAGCACCGUUACCAUUGGGACCACAAUCAAGAUACCAGGGUAGCUCAACUGAUUCGAGAUAUAAAAGCGCGCAAAAUGACUCUAGAUAUCACAACGCAAGGUACAUUAACAAAUCGGACAUUAAACCAGAACAAAAAUAUAGUCGUCAAGAACCUAAUACGCCAAUUAACAGAAAUUAUAAUCCUCCUAAUGGGCCCCGCAAUAGUGGUUUUGACCAUCACCAUGAUUCAAGACCACCUCAUCCACAGUUCCCAGUGUCGACAUCGCAAAGUCAACAUCAAAUUGCGAAUAAGCCAAUAGAGAAAAAAAAUGGAAGCCCUAAGGAUGAAAGAGUGAAACCGGAUGAGCCUAAAAAUUUCGACAAUAAUGAUAUUGCAGAUCUGUAUUAG
Saccharomyces kudriavzevii IFO 1802 is the source of this 1962-nucleotide messenger RNA. RefSeq names its product cyclin-dependent serine/threonine protein kinase SGV1 (gene SGV1). The record is from RefSeq and is a predicted model, not a curated record. The transcript has a single exon. Gene Ontology annotation, molecular function: cyclin-dependent protein serine/threonine kinase activity; ATP binding. NCBI's taxonomy places the organism in Eukaryota, Fungi, Ascomycota, Saccharomycetes, Saccharomycetales, Saccharomycetaceae. Gene Ontology annotation, biological process: protein phosphorylation. Bases 1 to 1962 code for a protein of 653 amino acids. Gene Ontology annotation, cellular component: nucleus.